Anastrepha ludens (Mexican fruit fly) is the source of this 350-nucleotide messenger RNA. Its product is annotated as small integral membrane protein 13. Lineage: Eukaryota; Metazoa; Arthropoda; Insecta; Diptera; Tephritidae. Bases 135 to 350 code for a protein of 71 amino acids. The record is from RefSeq and is a predicted model, not a curated record. The transcript has 2 exons.
GGACGUAUUGUGAAUUAAAGUUAGAAAACCAAGUCUUAAGAGGCUUGUUAUGUUUAAAGGAGCGACUUCGAUAGUUUACGUGUACCUGUUUCGGAAAGGCUUUGAUGUUCAUAUUUAGGUUGAAUGAGUAAACCAUGUCUAUUCAAACGGUUUUAGCUUUCAUAUUUACAGUGGUGGUCUCUGUUUCCAUUGUGGUUGUGUUAAUCUGGCUAGGUUGGUUCCUCAUCUUUAAAGUGUUUUUAUCAAAAUUCCGGCUCGUACGCGAACUACUUGGGCAAGGCAACGGUGAUGAAGCUCCAGUUGUAGAUCAACAACCGCAUAUGAGAGUGAAAAAAGUUCGACGUGACUAA